GCCCCCAAAAUCCUCAGACCCCAGAGGGUUAACCGAAAGAAGGAAAUAUCUAACAACAACAACAACAAAACACUUUCCCCUUCAGUCUGGAAAUGCUACAAAGCUUAAAAUCUUAACAGAUAUGAAAAGACUGGCCAUCAUUCACUUGAUGACUUUGUAAACAGUUAUAUAGAAAAAGUGGGAAUCAUACACUAUAAUCAAACCACACACUACAGACUUUUAAGUCAUUCCCAACACAAACUCAAUUAGAAAAGUGUGGCUCAUUGCAAGGAGAUAAAUAAAAAUUAUAACAUCUAAAUAAGUUAGUAAGUAAAUACAUAAAUUGUUUGAUAUGUUCUGAUUGGAUGGAAUUGUAGGCAUAGUCUACCCUGAAACUAAAAAUUGUCUUAUUUGCUCUGACUUUCAGCAACUAGUGUUGACUCAAAAAAUCUGGGCAAAAGUUUUGUAGUUUAUUCUACCCUUUAGUGUUCAAAAUACUGUGUGGUAUCAUUGUUUUCAAUAAUGUUGUUUUCAACACUAAUCUGUUAGCAUCUCAAAAACUAUGUUUUAUGGUUUAAUGACCACUGAAAGAAUAAAAAAGGGAAAAAGAUUUUUCACUGUUCUAAGAUGGCAAAUCCAGCUGAAACAGGGUUGAAAUGCAGUGCACAUCUCAGUUCUGUUUUAGACACAGACAUUACAUCAUCUGGCUUCAAAUCCCAUCAAGUUCCCGAAGACCAUCAAUUGAACUUUGACUUCAAGUCCCAUGAUGCUUGUCUGUGAACAUAAAUCUGCAUAAAAGGCAAUGUUGUACCAUAGCUUACAGUAUGCAUAAGGCAUAAGUUUUAUUCAGGUCAUGCAAGAAUUAUUGUGACAUACAUUACAAAGGUUUUUAAUGGCUGUAAACCUUUCAUAUCCAACUUUCACAUUCAACCUUAAAAUUGCAAAAUUUGAUGUCCAUCCAAAAGCAAUAUAUCCUGUGUUCUUCUUUGGAACUCUGAUCUAUGUGUUCUCUGUGUUCUGUAAUGGAACCAUUCUUGGACUGAUAAUCACCCAAAGAAUCCUUCACAAGCCGAUGUUCUACAUCCUGUUCAGCCUCCCUCUAACUGAUUUAAUUGGAAUCACUUCUGCUCUGCCCAGGGUGCUUGUGGACAUUAUAACAGAAACAAAUGAUGUGUAUUACCCUACAUGUGUUCUUCAGGCUUUUUUGAUACAUAUGUAUGGAGGUGCAAUACUUUUUCUACUGGCAGCCAUGUCGAUUGACCGGUACAUAGCAAUAUGCAACCCACUCAGAUACAAUUCUAUUAUGACUCCUGGCAGAAUAUGUGGACUCAUUGCGCUGGCAUGGAGCAUGGACCUUGUCUUAGUACUUGUUUUAUUUUCCCUUCAAUCUAGAAUGGAGAAAUGUAAUUCUUUCAUUGCUAAUGUGUACUGCGACAACCCAUCUUUGCUUUUACUUUCAUGUGGAGGGGAUUUUACAGUGAACAACAUUUAUGGUUUAUCAAUAACAGCAUUUAUGCAGGUAAUCAGUGUCUCUGUCCAGCUGUACUCUUAUAUGCAAAUUCUCAUCACGUGUAUAAAACAAACACAUUCUGAUUCAAAAAUAAAGGCUGUAAAUACAUGUAUGGCCCAGAUCGCUACAUUUUUUGUCUUUGAAAUAGUGACAACCAUUGCUAUAUUAUCAUAUCGGAUCCCUAAUUUUUCUUCCAGUGCACAGAGGAUUUGUGGUUUGAUGAUUUACACAGUCCUUCCAGUUGUCAAUCCAAUCAUAUAUGGAAUGAAAACUAAAGAUAUCAGAAUAGCUUUCUUUUUGGUUUUGAAAAGGAAUAUAAUUGGUCCAGGUAAAAAUGCAUCUGUUGUUCAAAACAGAAAAUAAUAAUUAUAAUUGAAUGUAAUGAUUUUAAAAAAGUUUCUUGGUGUGGUGUUCUGGAUGUUAACGUUUAACUGUAUGGAUCAUUCUCGUUAAACUGAAAUGUUUAACAAGGAUCGUCAGAUAAUUUAAUAAUAAUAUGAUUUUAUUACAUCAUCUUUUAGUGUGAAUAAUUUCUUUGUAAUUGUUGUGAAGACAUUAAAAUCAUAUCCAAAUAACUAUUGUUAUGUGUGCAUACUUGUUAUACUAGGCUUUUUUGUGUGUGAAUAUAAAUAAGUAA
Molecule: messenger RNA, 2126 nt
Organism: Megalobrama amblycephala (Wuchang bream)
Lineage: Eukaryota; Metazoa; Chordata; Actinopteri; Cypriniformes; Xenocyprididae
Gene: or71at1
Product: odorant receptor, family 71, subfamily AT, member 1
Exons: 2
Coding region: 872-1852 (326 amino acids)
Biological process (GO): G protein-coupled receptor signaling pathway
Cellular component (GO): membrane
Molecular function (GO): G protein-coupled receptor activity; olfactory receptor activity
Source: RefSeq, a predicted model, not a curated record